Drosophila pseudoobscura is the source of this 2785-nucleotide messenger RNA. It is a transcript of the gene sip1, whose product is annotated as septin interacting protein 1. Lineage: Eukaryota; Metazoa; Arthropoda; Insecta; Diptera; Drosophilidae. The record is from RefSeq and is a predicted model, not a curated record. The transcript is spliced from 3 exons. Bases 34 to 2541 code for a protein of 835 amino acids. Gene Ontology annotation, biological process: spliceosomal complex disassembly. Gene Ontology annotation, molecular function: nucleic acid binding. Gene Ontology annotation, cellular component: U2-type post-mRNA release spliceosomal complex.
AUUAAUUUAUUAGAAUAUUCAAGCGCCUAAACAAUGUCGGACAACGAGUACGAGCGCUUUGAGAUCACCGACUACGAUUUGGACAAUGAGUUCAACACAAACAGACCACGGGGGCGCCACAGCAAACAUCAACAGAUUUAUGGCAUUUGGGCGGACGACAGUGACGAGGAGGGCCCCGGUGAUGGUGGCGGCCAGAAGCGUCAUGGCCACCAGGCGAAGGACUACACAAUGCCCGUGAAUUUUGUGGCAGGUGGCAUCCAACAGGCGGGCAAAAAGAAGAAAAAGCCACUAAAGGGUGAGGAAAAGGCCGGAAAAGAAGACGCAGGCGACACAGAAGAAGCCGAAAAGAGCGAUGAUUCUAGAGACAGUGGGCGUCCAGCCUUUGGGCAGAGCGAUCCAAGUUCCAAUAGCUCCGAGGAGGAGGAGAGACCUUCAAUGAGGAGCACCCAAGCGAAACCCUCGUUCAAGCAUCACUCGCACAUCGCUGGCACCCGGAAUGUGGGCGCCUGGGAGCAGCACACUCGGGGUAUUGGUGCAAAACUCCUUCUGCAGAUGGGAUACGAGCCCGGCAAGGGUCUGGGCAAGGAUCUCCAAGGCAUUUCGCAGCCGGUUCAAGCGCACGUCCGCAAGGGACGCGGUGCCAUUGGAGCUUAUGGUCCUGAGACAGCCGCAAGCAUCGGAGGCAAAGCGCAGGCCAUCAAAGUGGACGAGGAUGUGCGCGAGGCUAAGGAGUUCAAGGAGCAGAUGAACAAGUGGCGCAAGGGAGGCGUGGCAGAGCCCCAGGAGAAGGCCGGCAAGCGGUACUACUACAAAUCCGUGGAGGAGGUGAUAGCCAAGGGAAAGAAGUCCACGCACCUGCUCUCCGAGAAGCUUAGCAAGCAAUUGGGUAACGUCCCCGUUAUUGACAUGACGGGCCCAGAGAAACGUGUGCUCAGUGGCUACCAUGCCCUUGGGCAAACGAAAAUCACCCCCGAGGAAACCCUCUACGAUGCGGAGGCUGGUGGCGCCCCUGUUACGGUGUUCGCCAUGCCCGAACUGACUCACAAUCUCCAGCUUCUGGUGAGCCAGUGCGAGCAGCAGAUCAUUGCCAUUGACAAAUCGGAGCGCGAGUCAGAGAGCCAGCAAGCGGCCCUCCAGAGCGAGUACAAGAAACUCGAGGAAAUCGUCCAACUGGAGCAGAAUCACAUCAGUACGCUCGAAGAGGUGCUCGAUCGUGUGGAGCGGCUGAGUGAGGAUCCCGAAAUCACACUCCAUGCAGCGGAGAAGCUAUUCCUGCAGCUUCUGGAGGACUAUGCCGCCGAGUUCAAGGAAUUCGGUCUGGCGGAUCUGGCUGCAGGCGUCAUUGCGCCGCUUGUGAAGCGAGAGCUGGUGGCCUGGCAGCCUCUGGAGGAGCCCACGCAGCCGCUGCAGCUGAUCAAAAAGUGGCGAGGAAUGCUGCAACGCGAGGAGCCCGCUGGCCAACAGCCCCGCAAUGUGUUUGAUCCGUAUUCCUCGCUCAUUUGGGCGGGUGUGAUGCCCUCGUUCCGCGCCUGUGCCGCCGUCUGGCAGCCCAAGGAGCACCCGCCAAUGGCUGCCUUGCUGGAUGCCUGGGCACCGCUUCUGCCCACGUGGGUGCUGGAUUCGGUUCUCGAGCAACUGGUGCUGCCGCGGCUUGCCUCCGGCGUCUACGAUUGGGAUCCCCUCACCGACACGGUGCCCAUCCAUAGCUGGGUUCUUCCGUGGCACGGGAUCCUGGGCAGCAAACUGGAGGAGUCUGUGUACCCACAGAUUCGCAGCAAAUUGGGCGUGGCCCUGCAGGCCUGGUCGCCGCAAGAUCGCUCCGCGAGGGCCAUGCUCACCCCAUGGGCCAAGGCCUUUCCGGAGGAGGAAAUGGUGGACUUUCUGCAGCACCACAUCACACCCAAGCUGCAGGGAGUGCUCUCGGAGUUCAUCAUCAAUCCGCUGCAUCAGGACCUAGAGCCAUGGAACCAGGUGUGGGAGUGGCACGAGCUCAUUCCGCCGAUGCACAUGGCCAAGCUGCUGGACAAGCACUUCUUCCCGCGAUGGAUGCAGGUGCUCGUCAUGUGGCUGAACCAGUCGCCCGACUAUGCGGAAAUCUCACGCUGGUAUACGGGAUGGAAGAGCAUGCUGAAUGAGCCAUUGCUCCGAGAGCCCAGUGUCAAGGAGCAUCUACGCCGUGCCCUCGAGAUGAUGCACAGAGCGAGCGAUGCUCUGCUGCAGCCCACGGCAGCGCCGCCACCUCCUACACCGCCCGCACCGCCCACCGUUGCGGGUCUCCUGCCGCCACUCAUGAUGAUGGAUGUGGCACCGCCCACGCAGCUGGAGUUCAAGGAGUUGGUCUCUCAGAAAUGCGCUGAAUUGGGGAUUAUCUUUGCCCCCAUACCAGGCAGAAGGGAAAUGGGAAAGCAGAUCUAUCGAGUGGGCAAACUCUUUUGCUACAUCGAUCGAAAUGUGUGCAUGCUGAGCGAUAGCUCAUUUAGCAAUUGGCAGCCGGUGGCCCUCAAUCAUCUGCUGGAACGCACACAAACGGGAAUGUUCUAGAGACAAGGGACAGGAGCCGUGGUUGGAAAUAAUACCAGAGAUCGAUGGGUGUUGGACGAUGGAAGAAGGGAUGAUGGUGUUUUGAAUUCAGGAAUGAUAAUGGCAGAUAACAGCUUAAGAAAAAGUGGAAAUAUAGAGAAUAAAAUUCGAAGAUUACAUUGUUCCUGAAGGAUGUUCCCCUGUAUGAUUUUUUGGCAGUGUUCUGUGGCCUGUUCUUUGAGCUAAUAAAGCACACACCAAACAA